AUGAAGUGUAACCAUCUCCUGUCCUGGGCCUUCCUGCUCGCCGCCUCCGGCCCGACGCUGGGCCACCCCAUCACAGAAUCGGCUGAGAUGCCCUAUCCAGGACCUGCAUCGUUAGAGGACCGAGGAGUCGCCUCCCUGGAUGAUCUCUCUCUCUCCGAGCAGAACUACCCCCCUCAGGACGGACCUGGUCUCAGAUACGCCACCAUCAUAUCUGGGGAGAUCAACAGAGACGGUGUGAGAACAACAGGCCUGUUUCCCAGAGGGAUGAGAAGAGAGGUUCUACUGGAGAAACAAAGUCUCCUGAAUCCCUUCAGCCACGUGUUCGGGAUCCGGAAGCAGUUCAGGAAGAGAGCGGGGAACACUGAGUGUUUCUGGAAAUACUGUGUGUAA
Molecule: messenger RNA, 390 nt
Organism: Hippoglossus stenolepis (Pacific halibut)
Lineage: Eukaryota; Metazoa; Chordata; Actinopteri; Pleuronectiformes; Pleuronectidae
Product: urotensin-2-like
Exons: 4
Coding region: 1-390 (129 amino acids)
Biological process (GO): blood vessel diameter maintenance; regulation of blood pressure
Cellular component (GO): extracellular region
Molecular function (GO): hormone activity
Source: RefSeq, a predicted model, not a curated record